Cylindrotheca closterium is the source of this 684-nucleotide messenger RNA. The record is from the annotation of a GenBank genome assembly. Lineage: Eukaryota; Bacillariophyta; Bacillariophyceae; Bacillariales; Bacillariaceae.
AUGGCAUUGGAUCGCAAUGUUUUAGAUAUCUACAAUGAUGAUGAUGCUGAUGAUGCCUUUAUCAUGGAUGCGAAAUAUGAAGCUACUUCAGGUGCUGAAGUUGCUGACAAGCAACAACAUCUAACUGAAGAUCAGCGCAAACUUUUGGCUCAAGCGUUGAAGAAUACAGACGAGAUUUUCGAUGGUCAACUCGGCCAUUACAAGCAUGAGAAGGUUCACUUGGAGCUCAUUGAGAAUGCGCAACCCGUCUUUUCUAAAGCGUAUUCUGUGCCGAAGCAACAUGAACCUGCAUUUCUCAAAGAAUUGAAACAUCUACAAGAAAUUGGAGUUCUUGAACGAACAGGCCCGUCAGAAUGGGCGUCGCCAACAUUCAUCAUUCCAAAGAAGGACGGUAGGGUGCGAUGGAUCAGCGAUCUCAGACAGCUGAACAAGAAUAUCAAGCGUAAAGUAUACCCCUUACCUUUGAUUGAUGAUAUUGUUGCGCGUCGUUCUGGCUACAAGUACUUCACAAAACUUGAUCUCACAAUGAUGUAUUAUUCUUUUGAAUUGGAUGAGCCGAGCAAAAAACUUUGCACGAUCAACACCCAGUACGGUCUGUACCAAUACAACCGGAUGGCUAUGGGAUUGAAACCGGCUCCUGAUUUUGCCCAGUACUACAUCGAAAAAACUCUACGCGACCUAUAA